AUGAAGAUAAGUAUUCCCCUCAGGAUGGCUGAAAAAACAUAUAAUGAUGCUAUCAACGCUUUGAAUUCUCUGCAAUCCAACUAUGCCAAUAUUAUGGCUAUCAGAGAAUCAGGAAUUCGUAAAAAUGAGAUGGCUAUUUCGGAAAUGGUUGAAUGGACUAGAAGAAUUGGAUAUACUACCGCAGAUUUUAACAAAUUAAACAUAGUUCAUAUCACAGGUACUAAAGGGAAAGGGUCGACUGCUGCUUUUACAAACUCGAUAUUGAGCCAAUAUAAAGAACAGCUACCUAAGAUUGGUUUAUAUACAUCACCACAUUUGAAAACAGUAAGGGAGAGAAUUAGAAUCAAUGGUAAGCCUUUAUCAGAGAAGAAAUUUACCAAAUAUUUUUAUGAAAUUUGGAAUAGACUAGAUAAAACUUCAUCACCACUAGAUAAAUUUCCUCACAUGACACCUGGAUCCAUGCCUGGUUAUUUUAAAUUUUUGACUCUGUUAUCGUUUCAUACAUUUUUACAAGAAGGUUGCAAAAGUUGUGUGUAUGAAGUAGGUAUCGGUGGUGAAUACGAUAGUACAAACAUAAUCGAAAGACCAGUAGCAUGUGGUGUUUCUUUGCUGGGGAUUGAUCAUACGUUUAUGUUAGGUGAUACUAUUGAAGAAAUUGCCUGGAAUAAAGGUGGAAUCUUUAAGAAACAUGUUCCUGCUUUCACGGUGGAAAACCAACCUACGGCUGGGUUAAAUGUAUUAGAAGAACGUGCAACAGAGCGUAAUACCACUGUCACGGAAGUGCCAAUUUUUGAUGAAUUAGAAAAAAUCAAACUUGGAAUUGCAGGCAGUUUUCAAAAAACAAAUGCAUCUUUAGCCGUUGCUCUAGCGUCACAAGCCUUAACAUCGAUGGAAAUAUUGGACGAACCUGUAAAUAUGAUAAAAGACGUACAUUUACCUCAAAAGUUCUUGGAUGGACUGAAAGAUACAUUAUGGGAAGGACGUUGUCAAACUGUAAAUCGUGGUAAUAAUACGUGGUAUUUAGAUGGUGCCCAUACAAAAGAUAGUAUAGAGGCAGCAUCAACAUGGUUCCGGGAUGUAAUGAAAACUUCCAGAAAACCUAAAGUUUUAUUAUUCAAUCAACAAAGUAGAGAUGCCAACGCUUUAAUACAUUUCAUGAAUGGUAAAAUAGCCCCAGAUGUUCAUUUUGAUCACGUUAUAUUUACGACCAAUGUUACAUGGGAUUCUGGUAGUUAUAGCGCUGAUUUAGUAUCUAUGAAUACAUGUAAGGAGGAUGUAGAUGAAUUAAAGGUUCAGAAAUCCUUAGCAGAGGAAUGGGCAAAAAUUGAUAACGAAUCAAAAAUAUUUGUUUCCCCAAAUAUCGAACACGCAAUUAACCUAAUUGAAGGAUUAAGUGAUAAUUCCUUAGAUAUAUUUGUAUGUGGUUCUCUUCAUUUAGUGGGAGGUCUUCUAGUCGUUUUUGACGGGAAAUAA
Messenger RNA from Maudiozyma saulgeensis, 1473 nucleotides. The record is from the annotation of a GenBank genome assembly. NCBI's taxonomy places the organism in Eukaryota, Fungi, Ascomycota, Saccharomycetes, Saccharomycetales, Saccharomycetaceae.